Molecule: messenger RNA, 19427 nt
Organism: Mobula hypostoma (lesser devil ray)
Lineage: Eukaryota; Metazoa; Chordata; Chondrichthyes; Myliobatiformes; Myliobatidae
Gene: rev3l
Product: REV3 like, DNA directed polymerase zeta catalytic subunit
Exons: 32
Coding region: 643-10482 (3279 amino acids)
Biological process (GO): double-strand break repair via homologous recombination; error-prone translesion synthesis
Cellular component (GO): nucleus; zeta DNA polymerase complex
Molecular function (GO): DNA-directed DNA polymerase activity; nucleotide binding; DNA binding
Source: RefSeq, a predicted model, not a curated record
CUUUGGAGCAUUGUUUAUCAUAACACCCUGUUUCAUCAGGGGGAAAGCACAAUGCUUCAUGGUAAUAUUGAUCUAGAAUAAUUGUUGACGCAGGAUAGGAGACAGGUGAACAAGAACCAGGAGAUUUCUGAAGGAAGAAUCACCGAAGGACUAUGUACUGCAACGAUUGGAAUGAAAUCAAAAAGGCUUGGGUUACAUGAAACCAUUGGAUGUCACCUCAGACCAACAAGUCAAAAACUCCAUAGGCCAACUGAAAAGCAAGAUUAUGUUCUAAAUGUACUGGUGGGGGUGAAGGGGAGUUGCAAUUUUGGUCUACCACAUCUGGGAAGAGUAAGUAAGGAGACUUCAGAUUGUAUAAUCCUGACCAUCUUCAAGAAGGGAGAUAUCCUGUUAUGAUAUCUGCAGAAGGUUCCCAUACUGUCUGCCGCAAGGAAAGGUUGGUGCAGAGUCUUUGACCAGUGGCCAAAGAGCUGUUUUUUGAAUCAGUGGAUUCUGUCAUCUGUGGGCAGUUGUAUAGAGUCUACAUUAUGCAUUCUUUAUAAGAGAAAGGCAAUAAGUAACAUCAGCCAUUAAGUAUUGACAUUUUAAUUUGUCUGAUGCAAAAAUAUGACAAUUUCUUCUCAAAUUUAGUUGCCUAGAUAAAUGUUUCAUCUGCUGCAAGCCUUUCUCUCAACCAGUGAAUUCACACAGAUUCAGAAUGGAUGUAGCCUUGUUUGGCACCAGUUUGUACGUCACCCCAUAUGCUAUCCUGAUCUUCAUCUUGUCUCCAACAUGUGCUCUGGUCAGAAGACUUGUCUCCAUUUGCAUGGCACGUUUCCAUACUUUUAUGUUCCAUAUGAUGGCUGUGGACAACAACCAGAACGGCAUCUUCGUCAGUUGGCUUUCAGUAUCGACCGAGCACUGAAUGUGUCUUUGGGCAAUCCUUCUUCUAGUGUCCAGCAUGUAUUCAGGGUGUCACUUGUAUCUGGGAUGUCUUUUUAUGGUUUCCAUGAGAAAGAAAUGCAGUUCAUGAAGAUUUACCUGUACAACCCCUUGAUGGUUAAAAGAGUCUGUGAGUUGUUGCAAGGAGGCGCUGUUAUGAAUAAAUCCUACCAGCCAUAUGAAGCUCAUUUACCCUAUCUCCUGCAACUCUUCAUUGACCAUAAUCUGUAUGGAAUGAAUUUUAUUCAACUUGCUGCAGUCAAAUUCAGAAGAACUAGAAGGAAAAAUGACCAACUUGGCGAAGGCUGUUCUGAAAAUCCCAGUUUGGAAUUGUGUGAUGCAGGUAGCAGAGAAAAUGGAAAUACAUCAAAAAGUCCCUUAUCCACCAAAUCUAAAGGAACUCCACAAAUGGAGAAAUCCAUUAGUUUCUCUUCUGUGCGGUGGGAGGAAGAGGACAUACCAAGUUCUUUAGUACUAGUGGAUAUUGAUCGACAGAGCACCUGUGAGCUUGAAGUGGAUGCAGUUGCAGCUGACGUACUAAAUCGCAUUGAAAUUGAAGCUCGGGUUGGUAGAAACCCUGGUUUGCAGGCCAUAUGGGACGAUGAAAAACAACGACGUCGCGAAAACAACAUGCCCUCACAAAUUGAAUCAAUUAGUUCACCUGAUCGUGGAUCUGUUCAAGUAACAGAGAGUGAAAGGCUCUUUCAACACAGAAUAAAGGAGAUUCUGCAACAGAAUAACUAUUCUGUAUUUUUGUCCCAGUCUGUGGAAAGUGAAUUUGAAGAACUUCCUUCAAAUUUGACCUUGCACGUGGAUGCAUCAUCACCUGAAGCCAUUUCCUGUACACCUGCCAAUCUGGUUGAGAUACAUAAUGAUAAGCAAGGAGUGAACCGAGGAGAUGCAGAGACUGAAGAAGCGAUAGUUGAUGAAGAAACUAUUCUAAAUAUAAUGGAUAACAGUCAGACGUUCCAUCCUUCAUCACAACCAAUUCUCAAUGCCAGUAAGGACCAGGCCAUGGUUCAUCUGUUAGCUGGAUUGGAGGAAGAUGAGUAUGGCAUGGCAAGGACCCAAUUUGUGCCUGGUAGAUCUCAGCAACGAUCUGCAGGAAACCACAGCUACCAGCAAAACAGUGAUGAUGAAGAAAAUGAACCUGAAGUUCAGAAAGAAGAGUUGGAACUUAGUUUACUAAUGUCUCAGCGAUGGGAUGGUGAUCUUCUAGAUCCUGUUAGGAAAAUGAGAUUUUCAGAAAAGAAUACAAGUGACUGCUCUUCAGAGGAAGAUAAUGCGUUCUCUGAUGGUCAGAUAGGAAAUGGGGACAUGAUGGCUAAUCUUUCUAUUCCUCAGCUUGAUGGGGCUGCUGAUGAGAACACUGAUAAUACUUUAGGCGAAAAUGGUUCAAGAACUCAUUCAACAUUAGCAGUUCGAGACAAAGUGCUGACCAAACCAACUUUUCACAAAGAGCCUGCAAUAAUAGAGCUGCCAUCAUCUGAUCAUGUUGGACUACAGUGCAAUCGUGCAGGUACCACACUUCAUACACUUGAUGGUUUGAACUCUAUGGAAUUACCUUCAUACCAAAAUACCUUUAUGAAAGCAAAGAAACCUGAGCACUCUGUUUCCAACUUUUCUAAUGAGGCCAGUUAUGAUUUAAAACACAGUGGAUGUAAUGAAGACAAUGUGAAAUUUGUGGACCCUGGCGUGGUAGCUAGAUCUCCAGAUACCACCUGUGAAAGCAAACAUAUUAGCAGUGACUAUGAAAAUCAGCUAACAGCUCAAACUGAUAGGCUUCAGAGAGUAAAACGAUUUCUAAGUAUUAACUGUGAAAAGAAUUUGCAAUUUACACACCGGAGAAGCCCAACCAGUGAAGCUGAAUUUCACUGCAAUUCAAAUCUCAGUUCCUUAGUGGGAAGGAUGGCUAAUAAAGUUCCUCUUGCAUUCAAUAAAAAAGAAAACAGCAUGUAUGAUAAACCUUUGAUUCCCCUAAUAGGUGUAAAAAACGGGGUUCAGCUUUUCGAAGAACACAAAACCACCUCAGUGGAUGCUGGAAAUAACAUUGAACAAAACCUCAAAAUCAGAUAUGAAGACUUUCAAGCAACCCAAAGGGAGAAAACAGUCAUUGAUCAACAUGAGGCACAAUACACAUUUUUUCCUAGUGUGGUGCUUCCCAAUUGUCUGAAGUGCCCAGAAAAAGUCUUCAAGUCUCCUAAAGUUCAGAAACAAGAUGACCAUAAGUUAAAACACAAAUUAAGUAGAAAGAAAUCGAAUGGUGCACAGGUGACAAGAAAGUCUGCAGUUACAAAGAUAAAUGCUCAAUCCACUGAAUUUUCUUGUGACAGUGGGUUAUUGCAAAAUAAAGUGCCACUGGAUCACAGUUCUGUUCCAUCUUUAGGUAAUGGGCUACCAAUAUCAUCCCAAAACUUUAACAUGACAAGAUCUUCAGAAAAUGGCCUGGAGGGUCAAUCAUUUCGACUAGCAUGCAGUAAAUAUACACUCCGAACUAAACGGAAAGUAAGCUAUGAUGCUGAAGACAAUGAACUGAUCCAAGGCGCAGAAAUUUUGAAGGCAAGUCCAAUUCAGCUGGAAUGUUCAAGAAUCAGUGAUACUGCAGCAGAUCGAUCCCAGCGGUCACGUAAAAGGAGGAGGCUUAAUAAGAAGGAGCCUCCUGUGAUAAUAAAAUAUAUUAUUAUUAACCGAUUUAAAGGUAGAAAAAAUAUGUUGGUUAAGAUAGGGAAAGUGGAUGCAAGUAAAGACCAUGUUGUGCUCGAUGAUGAUAAACUGCAGAAGUAUGAGAAGCUUUCACCGUUAAAAGACUGGUGGCCUAAGAUUACUGACCCCCCUGUUGUUAGCAAACCUUUUACAGCACCUACACCAAAGAGAGGAAAGAAACCAAAAGUUCAAGCGAGUUUAAAAAAAAGAGCUGGAAGAUUCAAAAAAUUACAAAAAAAAGAAAAACUGAGACCCACGAGCCAAAGUCAAGUAAAAACGAGGAAGAUAGAAUUUGCACCCCUCUCUCCUCCUUCACCUUGCUAUAGUGCUGAGGCCGAUGACUGUUUAACAGAAUAUAAAGAUGUAAUGUCUAAACUUGGCUUCAUGUCAGAGAGAAUGCCAAGUCCUACUAAACCAUCACCACCUCGAUGUUGGUCCCCAAGUGAAAUGCAAGAGGAUGGAAUGCUAACCUUUGCUUCAGUAGAAGAUGACAUACUUGUAAGAGACUGUGAUCCAUGUGCUUUAAGGAAUUCUGAUGAGAAAAGGCUAGUGCAAAGUAAUAGAAAUAAUGACAAAAAGCAAAGUUUAAAACCUAGGAAAAAGUCACCCUCCAAUGCUAACUAUGUAGCAGCUAAAAAGACAAGAGUAUCACAGAAAUCUAGGCAGGUUGUUGUAAAUGAUGAAAAAGAAGAACAGAAAGGUAAACAUCGGAAAAAAACUAGAAAAAGAUGGACACGGAAACAGAAAAGUAAAUUUCCAAAUUUCAGUGAAAAACCAGCAACCUCUCAAAGUUUGGAAGUGCAUGAGCAAAAAGGAAGCUGUGAACUUGUUAAUGGUGAACUGACUACUUCUUCUAAAGAGAAAGUCAGAAACGGGUUUUGUAGAGAUUUUGAAAAUGAACUUGUUACGGAAUCUGAAACUGCUUGCAAGAAUGAUGAGCAACCUAGUGUUCCUCUUAGCCUCUGUUCAACAGGGCAGCUUCCUUCAACACAGCCCUAUUCUGAAGAAAUUCAAGGGGAAUCUGGGGGUUACUAUUGCUCUUUGCUGGAAACUGAUGAAAAUCCAGAUCUACCUGCGUUUACUUAUCCACCAGUUGAACAAGUCUCAGAUACACUAUCUCAAUUAGCAACAUCUUCUCAGUCCCAGUUACAUUUCAGCCUUAGUCAAACAAGUCCAUCAUGUACACACACUGAUUCUAUUUGUAUGUUGGAUAACAAAACUCCAAUGAAAGAAAAUUUCAGGUUAUCAAUGGACGCGAACCUUGCAUCACAGGCAGGACUUGCCCUUUCUCAAAACGAGCAUUGCUUUGAUCAUUUAACAGCAGUUUCUGCAGGUCCAUGUUCUUCACAGCCUGUGCAGUAUUCUCAUUUGCCAGUUCAAUCUGCUGAAGACAUGUGCAGACUACAGAGAAACAAUUUAUCCCAACAAAUGUCACAGGUUAUUAGCCAUGUGCAAACUGGUAAUCAACAAGGUUCUCAUCUUAAAGAAGCUCAAAGUGGAGAGAACUCGCACUUGUAUGAACCUGAGCAAAAUUCAACAUUACCCCAAUCAGAGCUUGUUCCUGAUGGCAAAGCAAACCACUCAUCUCAACAGUUCCAGCAAUCGAAACUCUAUCAGCAGUCAAAACCUACUCUACCUUUGCCUGAGAGAAAUCAACAUUCCACAUUUUCACCUGUGAAUGAUGCUACAAGCCUACCUGCCAGAGUUUCUCUGUUAGGAAGUGGAAAGGAUGGUCAUUGUCUUAACUUUACUCCAGGCAGCCACAAUAGAUUGUCAAAAAAAGUUUUUGAAAGGGAGCAAGAAACGAACAACAUUUUGGAUAUAUCUGAUUUCACCCCUCCUCGAAUAAAGCAGAAGGCGGUGUCGGAAACUUUUUUGGAGACUGAUCUCAUGCCCCAAUCUCAAAAAUCUGACCAAAGAGUAGUAACAGAUAAUCAGACUUCGAUAAGUAAUGGUCAGUCUAGUCUCACUGUGUUGAGAGAGAUGCUGCAGAAAAGGCAACAAAAAGCACAACAAUUGGAUGCUCGAAGUCCUCUUCCAAAACCACAGUUUCAAAGAAAUAUUUCUCAUGCAAAUGAACAAAAUGAAUUCAAUAAAGGUUCUGCUGAUGCAGACAUCUCUGGUAGUACCGCUUUUGCUCAUUCAAAAUCUCCAAAAGAUGCUUUCUCCAAAAAAACAAAAAAUUCUCGAAGUGCCAAGCAUGUACAGAAGAAAACCAAAACCACAAAAAAGGAUUUGACUAAGAAAUCUCAGGCUUCUCAAUCCAAAUGUCCUUUUUCCGAUGACAGCCCUGUUUUCCAUUCAGAUGCCGGCUUUGAUAGCUGUUAUAGUUUUGAUAAUUUAUCUCCUGAACUUCCCCAGUCAUACAAUUUUGAUAUCAAUACCGUUGGACAAACUAGAUACUGUACUAUAUAUUCUGGAUGCCAAUUCAUGCCGGCAGCUGAGCAAAAUCUGCCUCAAAAGUUUCUGAGUGAUGUUAUUCAGGAGUCUGUUCCUGCCCAGACAAUAAUAGAGACCUGUAUGUACAAAUCUCAGAAUAGUAAACCCCAACACCUCGAGCAGGUAGCUCGGUCCACAGACAGUACGGAGUGGGCUCGGCCUGACUCAAUAAGCCCUGAUCUUUUUGAGAAGUCCUCUUUAGACAAUGGAGAAAAGUUGAAAGAAUUGAAUAAUAAUUCUAAUGUGCCAGUUCAGAAUGCACUAUCAGCCUCUCCUGAGUCAUCAGGUACGCAUUUAUCUGGAGUAUCAAUAAUGGAGCUCAAAGACCAAUCACCUAUUCAAUGUCUUGACUCUGUAGAAAAUGAAUCUUCCUGUAGUCCUAUAGUGUCAUCCAGCAGCCAGAUAAUGCUAUUGGAUGAGGGAAGUGGAAGAGAGUGUGACAAAUCUGAGGUCUGUCUUUCUGGCCUUUCUACUGGUUCAAGUCCUAAUGGAGCGAUGGGAUUUAUUGGUGAUGACAUUGUACCGAUGAGCUGUGAAGAUCCAGAGCUCUGUGUUUCCAAAUACAGCAAUGAUUCCCCAGUGACAUCUCAUGGUUCUUCAGCAUCUGUCAGUUCGCCGUUACAAACCAAAAGUUAUGUCAACCGUACAACAGGUGCCCAUGUUUUAAAGCCUUUAAUGUCACCACCAAGUCGAGAGGAAAUAGUGGCAACUCUGCUUGAUCAUAACCUGGCAGAAACUGUCUACCAGGAGCCAUUCUGCAGUGAUCCUUCAGAUGCUCCAGAAAAACCCUGGGAGAUUGGAGGCCGAAUUUUGACAGUUGAAACCAGGUUACCCAAUGAAUUGCCAGAGUUUGAUGGUGAUUUUUCACUGGAAGGCCUGCAGUUCUGGAAGAUGGCUUUAUCAGCAAUGACACAAAAUGCUAGGCCUGGCUCUCCUGCCUUUACUGGAAGUAGGCAGUCUGCUGCUCAGGUAGCAGGCAUUGCCUCAGGAACUUCUGAAGACUGUAAGAUUAUAAUACUACCAUGCAAAAACCCUCCUAGUUUACAAAGGGUGCAGUUGUGGCUUCAGGCAAAACGCGAGUAUGACCAUUCAAAGAAAUGUUCAAAAAGUCAGGGUGCUGUAACCGAGAAUGCCAACCAGGAUCAGUGCUUGCAGCCUUCACAAGCUGAUCAAGCUUCCACAUCUGAAAAGGUGGCUACUGCAUUCUCUUCAAUUACAGUUGAAGAACAAGCAGCAGAGCAGACUUGUGAAAACAACCCCUCUCCUGAACCACCACUCCUGAGAACACCGGAGCAGAAGCAGAGGUCUCCAAGCCAUGUAUCUAAAGUGGCUGAGCUAUUUGAAGAUGAGGAUGAUUACUACCGUGCAUAUAGUUCUCCUGAUUCACCACUGAUAUCUCCAUGGCAGCAACCAGCUUCCCCCAAUACAAGACAGUGGGAGCCAAAUGAAGGCAAGGAUGUAGCUGAUGCAUCACUAGACAUCAACAGGGAGACUACAGAUGAUUUUCCAUCACCGACCCAGAGCAGUAUAUCUCCAAGUACUGGACAGAGUGAUGAACAGCUAAUGGAAAACUCCCCCCUUCAGCCUAAAAGAGAAGCUGCUCAGAGUUCUCUUUCUGUUCUACAUAGCACACCCUUGAUACACAGAAAUAAAAAGGAUGGAAUUCCGGAAGUACUUUACUGUACUCCUAUACAAAUGGAGCCCAGACAGCAGAAGAUAAUUCAAAGAAGGGCCAGUAAUUCUGACACCUUGAGAAAAGUGCUGCUAACAACUCAACUUAAGAAUCAGUUUGCUGCUCAGUCUGAUAAGAAAAGUGUGUCCCAGAUAGAAGGACCAACUUUAAACAACUCUUAUGGCUUCAAAGUCAGCCAACAAAAUCUACAGGACGCAAAAGCUUUGCAUGAGGUGCAGUACCUGGUACUCAUGAGCAUGGAGUUGCAUGCUCGCACAAGACGUGAUUUAGAACCUGACCCGGAAUUUGAUCCCAUCUGUGCCUUAUUCUACUGUAUUUCUUCCGAUGCAGUGCUUCCAGAAACAAAUAAGACUGAGAUCAUUGGUGCUAUAGUAAUUGAUAAAAAUCAUGUCAGCACUCAUAGAGAACUCAGGACCCAGGCCCCACUGCUUGUUAGAUCUGGUGUCACAGGUCUUCAAAUCUCUUAUGUGAAUGAUGAGAAGGAGUUGUUUCAGGAGCUGGUGCAUAACAUCAGAAGGUAUGACCCUGAUAUUUUGCUGGGAUAUGAAGUUCAGAUGCAUUCAUGGAGCUACCUUUUUCAGCGAGCUGCUGCCCUGGAGGUUGAACUCUGUCAGAUGGUCUCCCGAGUUCCAGAUGAAAAUAAAGAAAAUCGAUUUGCUCCAGAAAGGGAUGAGUUUGGUGCAACUGCCAUGUCUGAGAUAAAUAUUGUGGGACGGAUCGUUUUGAAUGUUUGGAGAAUGAUGAGAAGUGAGGUUACUCUCAACAAUUAUACUUUUGAAAAUGUUGCCUUUCAUGUUCUUCAUCAGCGUUUUCCGCUUUUUUCUUUCCGUGUCCUCUCUGACUGGUUUGAUAAUAAGACAGAUGUAUACAGAUGGAAGAUGAUUGAUCACUAUAUUUGCCGUGUGCGUGGAAACCUAAAGUUACUGGAGCAGUUGGAUAUGAUUGGAAGAACAAGCGAAUUGGCGCGUCUCUUUGGCAUCUUAUUCUACCACGUGCUGACGAGAGGUUCACAGUAUCGUGUGGAGUCGAUGAUGUUGCGUUUUGCCAAACCAAUGAACUAUAUUGCUAUAACUCCCAGCGUCCAGCAGCGAUCUCGUAUGAGAGCUCCUCAGUGCAUUCCUCUUGUGAUGGAACCUGAAUCUCGCUUCUACAGCAACUCAGUCCUGGUUUUGGAUUUCCAGUCCCUGUACCCCUCGAUCAUCAUAGCUUACAACUAUUGUUAUUCCACAUGCCUAGGCAACAUUGACUACCUUGGGAAAGAAGAAGAGUUUAAAUUUGGCUGCACUUUCCAAAGAGUGCCUCCGGAAUUACUUCACCAGCUCUGGAACGAUAUCACCAUAUCACCAAAUGGGGUGGCCUUUGUUAAACCCUCUGUGCGAAAAGGAGUGUUACCGAACAUGUUGGAUGAGAUACUGAAGACCAGGAUAAUGGUGAAGCAGACCAUGAAAGGCAACAAGAAAGACAAAGCUCUCACAAAAUUGCUUCAUGCUCGACAGAUGGGUCUGAAGCUCAUUGCCAACUUUACUUAUGGUUACACAGCUGCUAGCUUUUCUGGAAGAAUGCCAUGUGUCGAGAUCGGUGACAGCAUUGUUCUCAAGGCCAGAGAAACUCUUGAACGUGCUAUAAAGUUGGUUAAUGAGACAAAGAAGUGGGGAGCUCGUGUUGUAUAUGGAGAUACAGACAGCAUGUUUGUGCUAUUGAAAGGAGCCACCAAAGAGCAAGCCUUUCGGAUUGGAGAAGAAAUUGCUGAUGCCGUGACUGCCACCAAUCCAAAGCCCGUGAAACUGAAAUUUGAAAAGGUUUACCUUCCAUGUGUCUUACAAUCUAAGAAGAGGUAUGUUGGUUAUAUGUACGAGAGUUUAGACCAGAAGGAUCCUGUGUUUGAUGCCAAGGGAAUAGAAACUGUGCGACGGGACUCCUGUUCUGCUGUGUCCAAGGUUUUAGAGCGCUCAAUAAAGCUACUGUUUGAAACAAGAGAUAUCAGCCAGAUCAAGCAGUAUGUUCAGAGGCAGUGCACAAAGGUUUUGGAAGGGAAGGCCAGCAUGCAGGAUCUGACUUUCGCCAAAGAGUAUCGGGGCAGUUCUGCAUACCGCCCCGGAGCAUGUGUCCCUGCUCUAGAACUCACCAGGAGGAUGCUGACAUAUGAUCGCCGAUCUGAACCCAGAGUAGGCGAAAGGGUCCCUUAUGUGAUUAUAUAUGGAAUGCCAGGCUUGCCUCUCAUCCAGCUUGUCAGACGACCAAUUGAGGUGCUGCAGGAUCCCAGCUUGAGGCUAAAUGCUACCUACUACAUCACCAAACAGAUUCUGCCACCACUCAACAGAGUUUUCUCUCUGAUCGGUGUGGAUGUUUUCAGCUGGUACCAUGAGCUACCCAGGGUACAAAAGGUGCUUUCAGCAGUACGGAGUGAACCAGAUGCUCGUAAAGGAACCAUCUCACAGUAUUUCACCACCCUGCACUGCCCAGUCUGUGAUCAGCUGACACAACUGGGCAUCUGCAGCAAGUGCCGAAGCAACCCUCAGCAAGUAUCUGUGAUCCUUCAUCAGGAGAUUCGGGAAUGGGAAUGGAAACAGGCUCAACUGCUGAAGAUUUGCAGGAAUUGCACAGGCUGUGUUGACAAACAGGUUCAAUGCAUUUCGCUGGAUUGCCCAGUUCUGUACAAGCUCUUCAGCGUUAGCCGUGACCUCAUUAAAGCCCCUUAUCUUCGUCAAUUGUUGGACCAGUUUUAACAACUCUAAUCCACUUUGAAGCAUGAGUGAAUGCUUCUCUCUCGUCUACAUUUUCUUGUGUACUGUUGAUCAUGGUGAGCUAAGACUCCAAGAUCUGACCAGUUUUGAGUGUGAAUGUUACAGUAUUGCAACAAAGGGUCAAUCAAGUAAUCAUUUCACUUGUUAAGAGUUUAUUUCCACUGUAAUGGAUGAUUAAACAGCCCUGUAAAUAAAUGUACAGUAAUUUCAUAUCCAGUUAUGUUAAAUGGAAUUCAGAUCUACAAAUAAUUUACAAACUGUGGUGCAAAUUUCCAGCUGCAUAUGUUUACAAAUGAUUUUUUUACAAUAUAUUGGUCUGUGUUGUAUGUUUUGAAAGCUGUUUUCAAUUCUAUAUUUUUGUUUAUUUUUUGAUAGUUGCUUUAUAGCGUGUGCACCGUAGUAAACUUGCAGUACAAAAUGUAGCAGUUUGUUAAAAGCAAGGUCAUGUUGAUGUUUCUGGGUGCUUUGCUACAAAAACAAUCAUGGCUAGACAGGAUAUUGGAAACAGUGCGAUGUGGGGUUGUUGCAAUAUUUUAAUUAUUUAUUUGGAUUAUAUUAUGGCACUUGAUAUCUUUUUAAAAAUUUAUAUUGUUUUCAGAGAAAAGUUUUAACAUUUUCUUUCUGUGAAGUUUAAUUUGCCAAAAUUUGUAUAAAUAAGGCACUUUUCCUGAUAGUUGUAAAGCUGCAUUGAAAUAUAAAGGAACUCUAUGAUCCUGUUAAUUUUGCAUUUCUGAUUUGUUAUACUCCACUACUAAUAAUCCUGAACCCUGGAUUUUUUAUCUGCUUUUUGUUUAAUACUGUUAAUUUAGAAAUCAGAUUAUUAAAAGUUCACCUUGUUUAAAAUACUAAGUGUUCUGUAGAAUGCAAUCCUAUAAUCUCUUAAAUAGCAAAGGAUAGGGUUCAAGGCAAGUAUAUAGUUGAAAGAUACAGUGGCAUGCAAAAGUUUGGACGCCCCUGGUCAAAAUUUCUGUUACUGUGAAUAGUUAAGUGAGGUAGAAGAUGAAUUGAUCUCCAAAAGUCAUAAAGUUAAAGAUGAAGCAUUCUUUUUAACAUUUUAAGCAAGAUUAGUGUGUUAUUUUUGUUUUGUACAAUUUUAGAGUGGGGAAAAAAAGGAAAGGAGCACCAUGCAAAAGUUUAGGCACCCCAGGAGAUUUGAGCGCUCAGAUAACUUUUACCAAGAUCUCGGACCUUAAUUAGCUUGUUAGGGCUAUGACUUGUUCACAAUCGUCGUUAGGAAAGGCCAGGUGAUGCAAAUUUCAAAGCUUUAUAAAUACCCUGACUCCUCAAACCUUGUCCCAGCAAUCAGCAGCCAUAGGCUCCUCUAAGUAGCUGCUUAGCACUCUGAAAAUUAAAAUAAAUUAUGCCCACAAAGCAGAAGGAGGCUAUAAGAAGAUAGCAAAGCGUUUUCAGGUAGCCAUUUUCUCAGUUUGUAAUGUAAUUAAGAAAUGGCAGUUAACAGGAACGAUGGAGGUCAAGUUGAGGUCUGAAAGACCAAGAAAACUUUCCGAGAGAACUGCUUGUAGGAUUGCUAGAAAGGCAAAUCAAAACUCCCAUUUGACUGCAAAAGACCUUCAGGAAGAUUUAGCAGACUCUGGAGUGGUGGUGCACUGUUCUACUGUGCAGCGACACCUGCACAAAUAUGACCUUCAUGGAAGAGUCAUCAGAAGAAAACCUUUCCUGCGUCCUCACCACAAAAUUCAGCGUCAGAUGUUUGCAAAGGACCAUCUAAACAAGCCUGAUGCAUUUUGGAAACAAGUCCUGAGGACUGAUGAAGUUAAAAUACAACUUCUUGGCCGCAAUGAGCAAAGGUAUGUUUGAAGAAAAAAGGGUGCAGAAUUUCAUGAAAAGAACACCUCUCCAACUGUUAAGCACAGGGGUGGAUCGAUCAUGCUUUGGGCUUGUGUUGCAGCCAGUGGCAUGGGGAACAUUUCACUGGUAGAGGGAAGAAUGAAUUCAAUUAAAUACCAGCAAAUUCCGGAAGCAAACAUCACACCGUCUGUAAAAAAAAAGCUGACAAUGAAAAGUGGAUGGCUUCUACAACAGGAUGAUGAUCCUAAAGACACCCCAAAAUCCACAAUGGACUACCUCAAGAGGCACAAGCUGAAGGGUUUGCCAUGGCCCUCACAGUCCUCCGACCUAAACAUCAUCGAAAAUCUGUGGCUAGACCUCAAAAGAACAGUGCAUGCAAGACGGGCCCAAGAAUCUCACAGAACUGGAAGCCUUUUGCAAGGAAGAAUGGGUGAAAAUCCCCCAAACAAGAAUUGAAAGACUCUUAGCUGGCUACAGAAAGUGUUUACAAGCUGUGAUACUUGCCAAAGGGAUUGUUACUAAGUACUGCCAUGCAGGGUGCCCAAACUUUUGCUUUGGGCCCUUUCCCUUUUUUGUUAUUUUGAGACUGUAAAAGCUGGAAAUUGAAAAUUAAUCUUGCUUAAGAUAUUAAAGAAAUGUCAUUUUUAUCUUUAUGCCUUUUGGAAAUCAGGUCAUCUUCUACUCGCUUAGCUAUUCACAGUAGCAGAAAUUUUGACCAGAGGUGCCCAAACUUUUGCAUACCACUGUGCUUGACCUAACAAAUCCAAUCUUGUUUCAGUUGCACUCUCUCUAAACAUUUUGGCAUGCAUCCAAAAAUCUAGAAUAAAAAUGCAUGGCUAAUUUCAAGGCUGAAUAAUUUGAAGUGAAAUUGCAAUCAACUUCAUACAUGUGUCACAACCAAUUUUUUUAAAAUUAGCGCUCUCUAUAUGCGGUAGAGAGAAUUUUGGGCUUUCACCUCAGUCAAGGGAAGUGGAAUAAGUGUGCAGAAGGUGCCACUGGAACAACUCCAGUUGCAAGAGACUAUCCAUAUACUUGUGGUGCCAGAAAUUAAGCAGUGGAGAUAGAUCAAGUUUACAUUAGUUCCACAGUAUUUCACUACUAUUUUAAAUGAAGUUUUUCCUUUCAGGUUGUAAUUUUGUACACGUGCCUCCACAAUAUUUUAAGUAGAAUCUGUUAAUGCAGGAAUAAAUACUGCCAGGGUACUGGACUCCAUUUGUGAGAAGACUUCCUUGGGUAGCUCCACUGCAGACUGUCUCCACUUAUCUCUCAACUGAAAGACACAACCAUGUAGUAUACACAGUAAAGCAACCUAAACUUAAGUUUGAACAUCUGGACUAGGACUUCUCUCAAUACUAGUAACUGAGCCACAGUUUCAUUUCCAGCCUUACAACUAAGUAAACAUUGAAAUUCAAAAGCAUACGUUAAAGAACUGAUGCCUUAUUAAACUAUUGAAAGGUGAAUAACAUCUCAUUAGUAAAUAUUCUAAGAAGGCUAUAUACAGUGCUUAUAAGAAGUAUUUCUCUUCCCCCCCCCCCACCCACCAGCCAGAAGCUUUCAUGUUGCAUUGUUCUACAAAUUCGAAUCACAGUGGAUUUAAUUUGGCUUCCUGACACUGAUCAACAGCAAAAGACUUGUGUCAAAGUGAAAACAGGUCUCUACAAAGUGAUCUAAAUUAAUUACAAAUAUAAAACAAUAAUUGAUUGCAUUUUAUUCACCCCCUUCAAGUCAGUAUUUAGUAGAUGCACCUUUGGCAGCUUUUACACCCUUGAGUCUGUGUGGAUAGGUCUCUGCAAUGUUAUCCCCAUUUUUCUUUACAAAAUUGCUCAAGCUCCAUCAGAUUGCAUUUGGACCAUGAGUGAACAGCCCUUUAAGUCCAGCCACAAAUUCUCAAUUGGAUUGAGGUCUGGACUCUGACUUGGCCAGGAUAUUAACUGUUUUUAAGCCGCUCCUGUGGCUUUAUGCUUGGAGUCAUUGUCUUGCCAGAACACAUCUCCCAAGUUGCAGUUCUCUUGCAAACUGCAACAGGUUUUCCUCCAGGAUUUCACUGUAUUUUGCUGCAUUCAUUUUACCCUCCACGUUCACAAGCCUUGCAGGGCCUGCUACAGUGAAGCAAACCGACAGCAUGAUGCAGCCACCACCAGCCAGAGUAGGGAUGGUUUUGAUGUGCAAUGUUUGGCUUUCACCAAACAUAGUGUUUAGUCUGAUGGCCAAAAAGCUGAAUUCUAGUUUCAUCAGACCAUAGAACCUUCUUCCAGUUCAGAACCUUCAACAUGGCAUUCUGGCCAAGAUUUCAUGAGGUUUUUCUCUGGGGGCCCCCCCCCCCCCCCAACAGUGGCUUUCUCUUUGCCACUCUCCCAUAAAGCUGCAACUAGUGAAGCACCCAGGCAACAGUUGUUGUAUGUGUAGUCUCUCCCAUCUCAGCCACUGAGGCCUGUAACUCCUCCACAGGUGGCAUAGGUCUCUUGGCCUCCCUCACUAGUCCCCUUCUUGCACACUCAUUUUUUAAGGAUGGCCUGCUGUAGGCAGAUUUACAUUUCUUGAUGAUUGGCUUAACCGUACUCAUAGGGAUAUUCAGUGGCUUGGAAAUGUUCUUGUAACCAGCUCCUGGCUUGUGCUUUUCAAUAACCUUUUUGCGGAGUUGCUUGGAGUGUUCUUUUGUCUUUGUGGUGUAGUUUUUGCCAGGAUACUGUCUCACUAGUAGUUGAACCUUCCAGAUACAGGUAUAUUUUUACGACAAUUGAAACACCUUGACUACACACAGGUCUCCAAAAACAGGUCUCCAUUUAACUAAUAAUGUGAUUUCUAAAACCAGUUGGCUGCACCAAUGAUGAUUUGGUGUGUCAUAUUAAGUGGGAGGAGGGGUUGAAUAUGCAAUCAGUUAUUGUUUUAUCUUUGUAAUAAUCUAGACCACUUUGUACAGAUGUUUUCUCUUUGACAUGAGAGUCUUUUUCUGUUGAUCUGUCUCAAAAAAGCCACAUUAAAACCACUGUGAUUCAAUGUUGUGAAACAAUAAAACAUGAAAACUCCUAAGAAGCAUGAAUACUACUUAUAGGCACUGUAGAAUUUCAAUGUACUUAUUUGAUUACCUGUGAUACAACACUGAUGCCAUGUAGAACUUCCAAAGCUACAGCUAAGAUAACCAUUACAAAAUGCAGUGUCCUAGCCUGUGCAAGUAAAGUAAAACACAGCAGCAAAAAAUACUAAUAUUCAUCUUAAAACAGCAAGUUCCAAUGAGAUAGUUCUAUAUUCAACAUCUGCUGAAGCAAUAAUUCCCCUUCACCACCACCCAUUCAGCUGUGCCCAUAUUACAGCUCAGAAUAGAAUAAUUUCUUCCAACUAUUUUGAGGCAAAUCUAAUACCAGGUGAGUUCAUCGACAAUCAUCUACAUGUUAAUUGUUGGUGACGCAGUAGUUAGUCUUGUAAAGAAGAUUUUAAAAUGCUAACAGGCACCAGUCCUCCAAGGUUUAGGCAUAUCACAGGGCAAUCAGAACAAAUAGCUGAAAACCAAUACAGCAGAUACUGUAAAAUCAAGCAAAAACUAUUUGAAUUAGGCAACAUCUAUGAAAAGAACCAGUUAAUGUCUCAUGUUAACCCUCUAAGCUUAUGCUGACAGUCUCCAUCUUUAGCUCCAUUUCUGCACAAGCAUUUUCAAAAGCUAUAAAAAAGGCUUUUGGCUGCAUAUGAUAGGACAAAAUUCCAGUCAGUGGGAUGGGUUGUUGUGUAAAAGGUGGCCAAAAUUGUAAAGGUUGACAAAUAACAGGACUGAAGGUGUUAUAUUCAAGGAGGAGGAGGAGUGGCUCUGUCAGUUUAAAAAAAUUAAAUCAAAUCUUUAGUAAGAAUUGAUACAGGAUCAGAAGAUGCAGGGUACUUGUGCGUGGAGUAAGAAACUGCAAGGGUAAGAGGAGCCUGAUGGGAGUUAUUUACAGGCCUCUGAACAGUAGUCCAGAUGUGGUCUACAAACUACAGCAGCAGAUAGUAAAAGCAUAUGAAAGGCAAAGUUACAUUAGUUAUGGGGGGAGGGGUGCAGAAUCACAAUAUGCAGAUAGAUAGGGAAGCUCAAGUUCAUGUUGGACCCCGAGAAAAUUUGUGGAAUACCUCUGAGAUGGCUUUUUGCUGUAGCUUAUGGUUGAGUCCACUAGGGAAUCAGCAAUUCUGGAUUGGGUGUUGAUGUGAUUAGGGACCUUAAAGGAAACUUUAGAAAGUAGUGAUCAUAUAAUAGAAUUCACCUUGCAGUUUAAGAAGAAGCUUAGUCAGAUGUAUGAGUAUCACAGUGGAGUAAAGGGAAUUAUAGAGACAUGGGAGACAGGCAGAGAGAUUUAGGCCAGUUAGAAGAGUGGGCUGAAAGAUGGCAGAUGGAGUUUAAUGCUGGUAAGUGUGAGGUGCUACAUUUUGGUAGGACUAAUCAAGAUAGGACAUACAUGGUAAAUGGUAGGGUAUUGAAGAAUGCAGUAGAACAAAGGGAUCUAGAAAUAAUGAUGCAUAGUUCCCUGAAGGUGGAAUCUCAUGUGGAUAGGGUGGUGAAAAAAGCUUUUGGUACGCUGGCCUUUAUAAAUCAGAGCAUUGAGUAUAGGAGUUGGGAUAUAAUGUUGAAAUUGUACAAGGCAUUGGUGAGGCCAAAUUUGGAGUAUUGUGUACAGUUUUGGUCACCGAAUUAUAGGAAAGAUGUCAACAAAAUAGAGAGAGUACAAAAAAGAUUCACUAGAAUGUUACCUGGGUUUCGUCACUUAAGUUAGAGAAAGGUUGAACAAGUUGGAUCUUUAUUCUUUGGAACAUUGAGGGGGGUAUUUAAAAUUAUGAGGGGGAUAGAUAGAGUUGAUGUGGAUAGGCUUUUCCAUUGAGAGUGGGGGAGAUUCAAACAAGAGAACAUGAGUUGAGAGUUAAAGGGCAAAAGUUUAGGGGUAACAUGAGGGGGAACUUCUUUACUCAGAGAGUGGUAGCUGUGUGGAACGAGCUUCCAGCAGAAGUAGUUGAAGCAGGUUCGAUGUUGUCGUUUAAAGUUAAAUUGGAUAGAUAUACGGACAGGAAAGGAAUGGAGGGUUAUUGGCUGAGUGCAGGUCGGUAGGACUAGGUGAGAGUAAGAGUUCGGCAUAGACUAGAAGGGCCGAGAUGGCCUGUUUCCGUGCUGUAUUUGUUAUACGGUUAUAUUAUAGUUAUAAGCUGGCCAAGAUUGAUCGGAAAAGAACAGUGGCACCAUCUCCCUAAUAAAUGGCAAAAAUACUCAGUUCUGCCCCCAAUACACUUGAACUUCUGGCAUACUACUAGCAUCUUCUGCAGUGAAGACUGAUGCAAAAUACUUAUUCAGUUCAUCGACCAUUCCUUGGGUCUCAAUGGCUGGGGUUUUUUUGGGAGCAAUUCACAAGGUGCAGGAUAGAUACAUCCCAAGGAAGAGGAAGUAUUCUUAAGGCGGUAUGACGCAACCAUGGCUGACAAGGGAAGUCAAAUCCAAUACAAAAGCAAAAGAGGGCAUAUAAUAUAGCAAAAAUUAGUGGGAAGUUCGAGGUUUGGGUUUUUUUGUUAAAACCUUCACAAGGCAAUUUUAAAAAAACAUAAGGGGGGAAAGAUGAAAUAUGAAGGUAAGCCAGCCAAUAUCAAAAAUUAUACCAAAAGUUCUUUUCCAGAUGUAUAAAUAUUGGCGAGAGGAGAUAUUGGACCACUGAAAAAUGGAGAGAUAGUAAUUAGAACCAAGGAAUUGUGGGUGAACUGAAUAAGUAUAUUCAGUAUUGGAGUAUUGAGUAAUUUUGGCCCCCUUAUUUAAGAAGGAAUGUGCUGUCAUGGAGAUGGUUCAGAGGAGACUCAUGAGAAUGAUUCCAGGAAUGAAAGGGUCAUCAUAUGAGCAGAGAUUGAAGGUUCUUGGUUUGUACUCACUGGAAUUUAGAAGAAUGAGGGGGAUCUCAUUGAAACCUACCAAAUGCUGAAUAGUCUGAAUGUGAAAAGGAUGCUUCCUUUGGUGGGGGAGUCUAGGACCAGAGGGCACAGCCUCAAAAUAGGGGGAUAUUCAUUAAGAACAGAGAUGAGGGAUUUUUUAAGCCAGAGUAUAGUGAAUCUGUGGAAUUCAUUGCCAUAGGUGGCUGUGGAGGGCAGGUCAUUGGGAGGUUGAUAGGUUCUUGAUUAGUCAGGGCAUGAAAGUUAUGGGGAGAAGGCAGGAGGAUGGGAUUGAGAAGAAAGUAGUUCAGCUAUGAUGAAAUGGCAGAAUAGACUCGAUGGGUUGAAUGUGAUAACUCUGCUCCUAUGUCUUAAGCACCAAAAGUCCCUUGACUCUAGGGAAACCACAAACUGCUGCAAUUCUGAAAUUAAUUUUAGGGUGUUUAUGAAUUCAUAAUUUUGCUUACUGAUAUGGAAUAUUGACCACAUUUACAGAUUUUUCACAAACGAAUACUUGCAACAGUAAUUCAAUUUGUAAAGUAUUAAGUAUUUGAUAUUUCAUUAAAGUUGAUUAUAUGCUAUUGACUAAUUUUAAGUUUACAGCCUGUAUGAAAACCCACAAGAAAUGGAACGUGGCUUACAGGAGGGUGCUGACAUAAAUCCUCUGGGGUGAAGGCAAUGAACUGUCCUGGGGAAUGACCCAAAUAUUCCUCAAAAUCCCCAAAACUCAGAUAUCACAACUAGAUUAAGCUGCUCACAAAAUACACUGAUAAAACUGAAUUUAACUACAAAUUCAGUUUUUUCCACUGUGGUGCUGGAAUAAGAUAUUACUAUGGGAAAUAUCAGUAAUCAGAAUUCAAAGUGCAAUGAACAAGUAUUCUAAAAUUAAAGUUUAAUUUUAAUCCAAUCAUAUAUAAAAUCAUUAGCUCGUUUUCAAUUAACAUAGAAAAAUAAUUAAUAUUUCAAUCUCCAGCCCAGAAAUUAAGAUCUUUCCCCUUUUCCUUAAAACAUAUGCAACAAAAAUACAGAUAGGGCAACACACACAAAAUGCUGGAGGAAUUCAGCAGGCCAGUCAGCAUCUAUGGAAAGAAAUAAACGGUUGACGUUUCAGGCCAAGACCCCUGGUUCCCCCAGCAUUUUGUGUGUGUUGCCUUGAAUUUCCAGCAUCCACAGAUUUUCUCGUGCUUGUUAAAAUACAGACAGAUUAGUGUAUUAAAACUGUAACUGCAAUACUGCACUGCUUGAAAAAACACAUU